This is a messenger RNA of Belonocnema kinseyi, 1086 nucleotides long. RefSeq names its product putative cyclin-dependent serine/threonine-protein kinase DDB_G0272797/DDB_G0274007. Lineage: Eukaryota; Metazoa; Arthropoda; Insecta; Hymenoptera; Cynipidae. The record is from RefSeq and is a predicted model, not a curated record. The coding region runs from base 1 to 1086 and encodes 361 amino acids. The transcript has 3 exons.
AUGUUAUCCGAUGUUAUCACUUCCGGCAGUCGACCUGAGCGCGAGUCGUCCGUUAGAGCCUAUCAAGCAAGAUUUAACAACAUCGUCAAACAAUCAAAGACACUGAUCGAAUUACUUCUUCUCUUUUAUGAUUCAAGUCCUGCUAGGAAGGCCAGCACCUCACGGAGAAGCAGAACCCCAGACAAAAAGCUGGAAAUUAUUCCUUUAAACGAAAUAGAACAUCUCGAAUACGCUGAGGGAGGAGAAGAGAUAGUUGUGCAUGGAAAACUGAUUGCAAAAUUGGAUUACGGUGAGAUAAUUCCAUUCAUCCACGAGUUGGUACACUUUGCUUCAAUGGAUGAUAUCACUCAUGCUAAUAUUAAGCACAUAACAAGCGGAGUAUGGUUAGGGUUGAUAACUAUCUGGCUUAACGAUCAAAAUUAUAGGCAUCCGCGCCUUAUGCGAAGUGCUUUGGAUGCAGUGCGGAGAAUAGAGGAUCGUGAAAAGGCCCUAAAAUCUGGUCAGCCCAUAAUGGAACCCGCCCGUUCUGCUAUUUCUUCUCAUAUAGAAGAUGCGCCGAAUUCGCAUCCUCAUCAAGAGACUAGUGAUGGUUAUACUCCUCACAGACGAGGGUUUCAAUACGUAUAUAGGGAGGAUUCUAAUAUUGGUAACACACCCAGGCUGAAUGAAGCGCAACGGUUAGAGCUGGAGCAAAAACAAAGAAAAAGAAUGAUAGUGCGCCAGGUUCGUCAACAAGAACAACAACUAGAACAACUACGACAACAACUAUACCAAAUGAAAUUGUAUCGCCAACAGCAGCAUCAAGCAGGAAUGCUAAAACCGUCUUCUGAAGAAAAAUUGAUGUUACAGAAGAUACUUAGAGACCAAAAAGUACUAGAAGAAGAACAUGAACAACUUCAAAGCCAAUAUGUAUCGCUCCAACAAGAAGAACAACAACUGCAACAACAACAAUAUGAAGAACAGCUCCAGCGACAAUUACAUAAUCCACAACAAGAUCAUCAAGGUCAACAUUUUCAGCCAAGUCAAUUUGAUCCACCCCAUCCAAAUAAUCCAUAUAAUUCAUAUUAUCCAUAUAACCAACACUAG